Molecule: messenger RNA, 285 nt
Organism: Purpureocillium takamizusanense
Lineage: Eukaryota; Fungi; Ascomycota; Sordariomycetes; Hypocreales; Ophiocordycipitaceae
Exons: 2
Coding region: 1-285 (94 amino acids)
Source: RefSeq, a predicted model, not a curated record
AUGGCCGAGAAACUCGUCGAGAAGCUUGAGGAGACUGUCGGUCCCGACAGCGGCACCCGGAACGUCGAGCCGCUGGUGACUAGCGAGCGGGCACCUCGGCACGCAGAGACCGCGUCGACGUCUACAGAGAUUUGUGAAUCACACGACCCCAGGGACGCCGCGCACGCACCGCCGUCGGUUAUCGUGCAGCACCUCGGGCCACCGACGAUCGAGCACGACCACCCAGAGGACAGCACGACGAGACGGCACUCCGUGAGCUACCAGGAAAAGCACUACCUGCGGUGA